GUGCACACGCGUCAUCAUCUUGCGCCUCGGGCUUUGGUCUCCACGUGGACUCGGUGGAACCCGGGGCUGCGCAUCAUGGCGGGAGCAGAGACUGGGAAUACGGUGGGAGCUGAGGCUCCCCAGCCCCAAAAGCGUUAUUACCGGCAACGGGCCCACUCCAACCCCAUGGCGGACCAUACGCUGCGCUAUCCUGUGAAGCCAGAUGAGAUGGACUGGUCUGAGCUAUACCCAGAGUUCUUCGCUCCACUCACUCAAAAUCGCAGCCAUGAUGACCCAAAGGACACGGAGGAAAAACAAGUUCAGGCCCAAGUGGAGUUUGCAGACAUAGGCUGUGGCUAUGGUGGCCUGUUAGUGGAAUUGUCACCACUGUUCCCAGACACACUCAUUCUGGGCCUGGAGAUCCGGGUGAAGGUUUCAGACUAUGUACAAGACCGGAUUCGGGCCUUACGUGCAGCUCCUGGAGGUGGCUUCCAGAACAUCGCCUGUCUCCGUAGUAAUGCCAUGAAGCACCUUCCCAACUUCUUCUGCAAGGGCCAGCUGACAAAGAUGUUCUUCCUCUUCCCUGACCCACAUUUCAAACGGACAAAGCACAAAUGGCGAAUCAUCAGCCCCACACUACUAGCAGAAUAUGCCUACGUGCUGAGAAUUGGGGGGCUGGUAUAUACCAUAACUGAUGUGCUGGAGCUACACCACUGGAUGUGCACCCAUUUUGAAGGUCACCCCCUAUUUGAGCGUGUGCCUUUGGAAGAGCUGAGUGAAGACCCCAUUGUGGAACAUCUAGGAACUUCAACCGAGGAGGGGAAGAAAGUUCUACGUAAUGGAGGAAAGAAUUUCCCAGCUAUCUUCCGAAGAAUACAGGAUCCCACCCUCCAGGCAGUGACUCCCAAUCCCACCCUGCCUGAUCACUGACUGUGUACCCUAUCUCAGCUGGAUCCCAUCUUCCGAGGACUGGAAAGAUCAGACCCCCUUGACCUUCCCAGCUGAGACUUGUGGGGUUGGGAGGCUUCAAUCUCUCCAAGAAAUUGGGGAGUACCUGUAUUCACAGCUCCCCACACCCAGCUCCUCUCACUUUCUUGUCCCUCCACUACCAGCAGAAAGCAAAAAAAUCUGAUUUUGAAGGA
This is a messenger RNA of Fukomys damarensis (Damara mole-rat), 1121 nucleotides long. RefSeq names its product methyltransferase like 1 (gene Mettl1). Gene Ontology annotation, biological process: tRNA methylation; RNA (guanine-N7)-methylation. Gene Ontology annotation, cellular component: tRNA methyltransferase complex. The transcript has 6 exons. The coding region runs from base 76 to 909 and encodes 277 amino acids. Gene Ontology annotation, molecular function: tRNA (guanine(46)-N7)-methyltransferase activity. NCBI's taxonomy places the organism in Eukaryota, Metazoa, Chordata, Mammalia, Rodentia, Bathyergidae. The record is from RefSeq and is a predicted model, not a curated record.